Molecule: messenger RNA, 2917 nt
Organism: Helicoverpa armigera (cotton bollworm)
Lineage: Eukaryota; Metazoa; Arthropoda; Insecta; Lepidoptera; Noctuidae
Molecular function (GO): nucleic acid binding; zinc ion binding
Source: RefSeq, a predicted model, not a curated record
UAAUACUUUUGUUGUGAUUUGUAAAUAUCUAAGAUAAAAGUGUAUUUUAGAAUAAGAAAUAUAAUUACAAAGUCAUUUUAUUUUACUAAUUUAUUAUACUGGCAACCCACAAUCAUUAUUGUAUUUUAUUUUUACCGGAAGUUGUGGUUGUGAUUUGUAAAUUUUUAACAAAUAAAAUAUUAUUUAGAAUAAGAAAUAUAUUUUAUAUAAUUAUAAUCGCAUAUUAAUUUUUAAAUGAUGUUCACAUUAAUUGUUGUAUUUAAUCUUCACCGGAAGUUGAAAUGCAUUUAAAAUGUCAAUUUAUACAGGAAGUGUGUCUUCUUUAUAUUGGCGGGAAAGGUAUUACAAUAUUUUCAACCAGAAUAGUCUUUUAAAUUAAAUUGUACAUAAGUGGAAAGGGUUGAAAAUAUUUAUACUUUAAUAGUUUGUAUGUUGUUAUGUAUUUCGAAUAUUUUUAAGGAAGUUGUGUAAAAAUAAAACAAUAAGUGUAUUGAUUACUGCUGCUUUCUUGUUCAGUAGAUUGUAAGUUCAGGCAGUUGAGAUUGUGAAUUCGAAGCGUCGACAUCAAGAAGUAAUAAUCUUGUAGUCUUAUUUCGAUUGUAGAAGAAUAGUAAUUAAAGUAUUUAUUCUCAACUCUGAUUUUAUUUCAAAUCAGAAGUGCUAAGACCCACGAGCCAUGGCUGAGAGCAACCGUCAUCGAGCCGAAGAGUCCACUCCAGAGCGACCUAGUCGGCGUCGCCGUAGAUCAUCAUCGAGUGAAUCUGGGUCACCUGUACUACCCGCAAAAGUCAAGCGAUCAUCAAAAAGUCUGACAGCCGGUGACCUGUUGAAAAUCAUCACUGCGCUACAGGAUGGCUCAAGUAAGAACAUGAAUACCACAAAUGUUGUCCCAGAGUUUGACCCUAAUAAUAGGUCACAAGACGUUGAGCGAUGGUUGAGAAAAGUAAAUGAAUGUGCCGCUAUUUACAAUUGGGAUGAGAAACAGAUUAUCCACUAUUCAUUGCAAAAGUUGGCUGGUUUAGCCAAGAAAUGGUACGAGUCUCUUCCUACGCUCAACUUCUCGUGGCAAGAAUGGCAAUGUAAAAUGAAAAAGGCUUUCCCGAGUGAAGAAAACUUUGGAAAGCUAUUAGAGGAAAUGUUAAACCGCAAGUCUCGUUCUGACGAAACACUCCGUGACUAUUUUUAUGAUAAGCUGUCAUUAUUGAGUAGGUGUGAAAUAAGUGGACGCAAAGCAGUUGACUGUAUCAUUUAUGGAAUUGCUGACGUUUCUGUUCGUAAUGGAGCACAAGCUCUCAAAUGUAGUGAACCAGAGGAUUUGUUGAAUUACUUGGCUUCGCAGCAAAUUAAUCAAACAAAAGAAAAUCCACGUCAUCUUUCCUCUUCUAACAAUAACGCUUUUCGAAAACGUGAUUUUCGCACUAGUUUCAACGGACAAAAUAGGAAUUCCCCUGCAAAUAGGGGAAAUGAUGUUACAUGUUUUAACUGCCAAGAACGCGGACACUCUUACAUAAAUUGUUCAAAACCCAUAGUCAAAUGCGUUAAAUGUGGCAGGGUUAACUUUGACAAUUGCUAUAAAAAACCUCUUCUUACACAUAACACUAACAGCCAAAGUGAACAGCCUUCUGACAAAAAGGUCUUAAAAAUAACCUCUGCGAACUUGAACAUUGAUUUUUUAGAGAGCUGUCCAGUGGACAAUCAAAAGGCUUCAACAAUAGACCCUCAGCUGAGCAGUUCAGCUAGUCAGGUUCCAGCUGUUGUUAACAAUAAAUACUUUAAAAAAAUUUGUGUUAACGACCAACCGUAUGAGGCAUUUAUCGAUUUUGGAAGCGACUGCAGCCUUGUUAAAUCUUCAGUUGCUAAAUCACUUGGUUUAACCAAAAGUUUCGAUAACUUGCCUAUUGUGAGGGGAUUUGGAAAUUCCAUUAUUGAACCGGAAUUUCGGUCAACAAUUCUAGUAAAAAUAGAUGAAGUAGAGACUGAGCUGAAUGUGUUGGCUGUUGAUGAUGCCUUUUUGCCUGCAUCAUUACUAAUAGGUCAGAACUUUACAGAGCUACCCUCUGUAAUGGUUAAGAAAGAUAGUGAGUCAUUGUUCUUCUACCAUCAAACACCCGAAAAAUUGGCUCAUGAUUCCACAAUAAAACUAUUUGUUAAAAAGGAUACUAUUGUUACAAAAGGAGGUUUAGUUGAAGUAUAUUGCAAGGAGCCUUUCUCAGGGGAUAUUUAUAUUGAUGGUGGUACAAGGAUGAGUCCCAAUCAGGAGUACCAUUUACAUCAGGGAUGCUAUAAAAUCAGUGACAAAACCGCUAUUAUUUUUGUAACCUCGCUUACUACUGCUCCUUUAAUAUAUAAAGCCGAUACCUUAUUGGCUCGGGUGAAUCCUAUAAUGGAGACUAGAACAUUUGCUAUAAACACUCAAAAUCAAUGUUUGGAACUACCGCCCUUAGAUAUAACGGAAAUAAAGGUAGGACAAAAUAUUCAAUUUGAAACAAUCGAAAGACUGCAUAAACUCUUAAACAAAUAUAGGUCUUGUUUCGCUCAAAACCUCAGUGAGUUAGGCUGCGCUAAAAAUAUAAAAAUGAACAUAGAACUUAAUGACAAAACUCCUAUAGUAUACAGACCUUAUAGGUUAUCCUUUCAUGAAAGGCAAAAGGUUAGAGAAAUUGUAGAUGACCUAUUAAAUAAUGAUAUUGUUCAAGAAUCUGAAUCCAAUUAUUCUAGUCCUAUUUUAAUUGUUAAGAAGAAAAAUGGUGAAUCGCGAUUGUGUGUAGAUUACCGAGCCCUGAAUAGUAAGACCAUUAAAGACAAAUACCCCUUGCCAUUAAUUGAUGACCAGAUUUCAAAGGACAAUGCCAGGGUCUGGGCUCAUAGUUUGCCCAGCAAUGGGAGUAGUUCCAGGGGGUUCCUUAGUGCAUUCUGA